AUGCACCCACCACCACCACCACCACCGACAACGACAUCAACGACGUCGACGACGGCAACAGUUGACGACGACAACGCCAUCACCAUUGACGAGAACAAGAAGAACAAGAACGGCAAUGAUAGCAACCGUAAAACAUCCGUCCCCUGUCAAGUCACCUACCAGUUUUAGGUACUGACAUUGAACUCACUCUGUCGCACGAGACACGUACUAUCUCCAGCACUUGAUCCCGCGGGCAAGAACAUGCCAAAAUUACGUUUGUCUAGGCUGGCCACGCGCAGUCUAAGUCUCAAUUUGGGAUGAACACGUCCAACAACUCGCUUGUUUGACACUGGGGGAGACAAAUAAGUAUCUCGGCAAAAACAGUAGCGUCAACACCAUUGCCGCGACUAGCCUUCGUACGGCAUGUUAGGAGUGCAGCACUCAUGACGCCUCAACACUGAAUUGCCCGUUCAACGCCUUUGCAAGGUCAACGCCUUUGCAAGGUCAACGCCCCACGCCCCCUCCCCCCAUUUCCUUUACACAGACCCAAAGCUAGCACAAUGCACAAAGCUUCACUCAGUCGCCGUGCUGAGGGUUUUUACCAUCUGUCUAUUUAUGGGUUCUUUCUUGUAUCCAGAUGAAUAUUGCCAAAAUAUUGGCUGAAAAAUCCAGACGGUUGGCGUGUCCCGUGUUCACCGGUGAGUACCGCUGCGGUGGUUCUGGGAGCCAGGGGACUUGUCUCGCGAUAAAAAAUCCGCUUUUGACACGACUUCGUCCUUUCGUACGAAAUCGAUGCUUGCUUCCGAUGACGUAUGACGAUGCUCAAGAAUCCACGGUUGGUUUCUCGCUUGAACCGGUACAUGGGCAACCAGGCCAAUGAGCACGUCCAAGGUUUCCGAGGAAAGGGAUUUGGUCUCGAUGACCCUGACGUCGCUCCGUCCGUUGCUGCCGGCGCGGCGUGGAGGGCGCCGUGAGACAGGCCGCCAUCGCGAAUUGUUUCCUAGCAAGGAGCAACAAAGGCGCUACUGUU
Messenger RNA from Ectocarpus sp. CCAP 1310/34, 1009 nucleotides. The record is from the annotation of a GenBank genome assembly. Lineage: Eukaryota; Phaeophyceae; Ectocarpales; Ectocarpaceae.